Syngnathoides biaculeatus (alligator pipefish) is the source of this 6156-nucleotide messenger RNA. It is a transcript of the gene ctif, whose product is annotated as CBP80/20-dependent translation initiation factor. Bases 283 to 2226 code for a protein of 647 amino acids. The transcript has 13 exons. Gene Ontology annotation, molecular function: translation activator activity; RNA binding; protein binding. The record is from RefSeq and is a predicted model, not a curated record. NCBI's taxonomy places the organism in Eukaryota, Metazoa, Chordata, Actinopteri, Syngnathiformes, Syngnathidae. Gene Ontology annotation, biological process: regulation of translational initiation. Gene Ontology annotation, cellular component: cytosol.
UCUCCGAAUGCACGUGUCAACGUUGCCAGCAAACCGGAGGAGACGUCACAUUCCUACAUUCUCUUUCUCUCUUCUUAGUUUCUACGUUGUCGUUAGCUAACCUUAGCCCAUUUUAAACACUUCUUUUUUAUCUUUUGUCUUUUUAAACAAACACACCAUGACGCGGCGAGUUUGACACGGGAAGGAGGUGACCCCGGGUUUCAGAGACAUUCUCAAUUCGGGUCACUUUCCUCCUGCGCUUCUCCACCUCAACGCCCACCCGGGAUUGCUGCUUCGGUUCUCAUGGAGAACUCAUCAGUGGCAUCGGCGUCAUCUGAGGCUGGCAGCACGCGCUCGCAGGAGAUCGAAGAACUGGAGCGCUUCAUUGACAGCUAUGUGCUGGAGUACCAGGUGCAAGGGCUGCUCGGAGACAAGGUCGACGGAGAUUUGGACCUGGACCUGGACGACGGCAGGAAGGUGCCACAGUGGACAGACAACUGCAGUGACUACAAAGAUGGCAGCUGGACCUCCUCACAGGAGAGAAGUUCCUCAAAGCCAGAUGAGUGGGAGCAUAGCAGUAAUGGCAGUUCAGAGUCAAGACCCAGUUCCGGGUCCAGACCGGGUUCUGGGUCUCGAUCUGGCAGCAGGGGUCGAAACAACCAGUUUUCUGCAAAGAAUGGUAACAAAGAUGUCUCCUUCGAUAUCCUGGGCACAGACAUAUGGGCGGCUAACACAAUGGACUCAUGCGGGGGUACAGGUUGGGAUGUGCAGCCAGAGAAGUUAGACUUCAGCCACUUCCACAGGAAACACACAAGAGCCAUGCCAAAGCACCUGCCGCACAUUGACAGAGAGGGAAUGAGCAAAAACAUGUUUGAGGAUGAUGACCGCAUAGAUUUAAGUGACAUAGAGCGGUUCCUGCCCCACCUGUGCUCCGUCUUCCCACCCCUUCCUAACGAGGCUGAGAUCGCGCACACCAAAAAGCUUUUCCGGCGCAAGAGGAACGACCGACGGAGACAACAGCGGGCUCAAGGAGGAGGUAAGAACCAGGCAUCAUCACCACAACACCAGUGGGAUCAGCAGUCACCCAGCCCAACAGAUGCAGGAGACAACAGAAACAACGCUCGGUCACCUCGCCAGUAUCAAGGCAGACAUGGGCAACGCCAUGGUGGAUCUUUGCACGGUUACAGCCAGAACCGACGCUGGAACCCCAAUCAGCAAGGUCCAGGACAACAGAACCCAGCAGGUUCCGAUAGAGGACUACCUCUGAGAGCAACCAAAGAGACAGAGAAUGUAAAAGUGACAAGCAACAAGCAGGCGCGACAGAUGGAGGAGCCUCGGGACUGUAAGAGUCCAGCUGACUCGCCCAAGUCUGACUCAGCGCUGGGCGCGGACAUCUCAUCAGACGUGACAGCCGACAAAGAAAGCCUUGGCUCAUCAGGCCAGGGCCCAUCUAGGGAGCCCCAAAUCAGUUUGCUGCAGUCGUCUAAGGAGAGGCUGCAAAGGAGACUAAAGGACAAGGAAGAGGUGAUAACGGAGGCAUCAAGUGCACCCAACAUGGACCGGUUAGUGGGGCUUCUCAAUAGCAUGAGGAAUAACAGUAGUGGCGUGGAGAAGCAGCUGACCUCCUUCAUGGAGGAGGCACAAAGCUCGGCACGCUCCGAGCAAACCCUGGCCCAAGUGGUGGGCACCAUCUAUGACAAGACCGUGUCGGACCGGAGCUUCGCUGCCACUGCCGCCAAACUGUGCGACAAGAUGGCGCUGUUCAUGGUGGAUGGGACCAAGUUCAGGUCGCUGCUGCUCAACCUUUUGCAGAAGGACUUUGCCCGUCGUACGGAGUUGCAGCAGUCGGACGUGGAGGUGUGGUUAGGCUUCAUCACCUUCCUGUGUGAGGUAUUUGGGAUAAUGAGGAGCAGUUCUGGAGAGCCCUUUCGGGUCCUGGUGUGUCCCAUCUACACCUGCCUGCAAGAGCUGCUGCAGUCGAAAGAUGUCAAGGAAGAUGCCGUGCUUUGCUGUUGUAUGGCGCUGCAGAGUGCCGGGAGCCUCCUGGAGGAGCAGCUGCCUGAGAUGAUGACGGAGCUGCUCGCGGCGGUACGCGACAAAAUGUUGAGCCCGGCUGAGUCACCCCUGACCCGUUCGUUGCUCAUGGAGGUAUUGGAGUUGCACGCGCACCGCUGGAGCCCCCUUGAAGCACUCACCACACAGUACUACGACCGCACCAUCCACAAGCUCACCAUGGCCACAGCCUAGACCUGCCAUUUCAUCCCAGACUUUUGGUACAGACGAUUGCAUUUUGGGCCGCUAGGGGCAGUGUAGGAUGGCGGCAGCUCAUCUGUUGGGAAUAGAGAGCUUGUUAAAAGGAGGAGGAUGAGGGGCGCCUGUGUCUUCAUUGUCCUCCGCCCCUUCCUCUCAUUCCAUCCUCCAGCGCUCGUGGCUGAUAAAAGACAAUGGAGGCAGGGAGAAGACACGGGGCUGCUGUCUGUGUGCACCGUCUGCCCUCCCCUCCUCAGAGACCCCGGGUCAGGAGGUCCCACUGCGGGACUCCAGCACGCCCACACCAACCCCCAUUACCUCCCAUCCCCCACCCUUUGUUUCCCUCCCUUAGCAGGAAGCCUUUUUUGUGGGGAUGAGACAGCGGGGCUGCUGGGCCCGGCUGGGCUCGGGAUAAGGAUCAGGCUGGCUAGAGUAGGGUGGCAGAUGGCUGCUUGAGCCUUUGUGAGACACAAGCACACGCAUGCAUGGCAACCAAGCAUCCCUCUCUACCAUAGAAAAAUGGGAAAUAAGGGGAUGGGGAGGUCGUCGGCUUUAGAGGAGCGUUAAAAAAAACACACAGUGCUGUUAAACCUUUUGUUUUUGUCUCCCAAGCUGUCCACUUCCACGUUCAUAAUUUUUUUUUAAAUGUGUGUGUAUGUCUAAUAUAUACGUGUGUGUGUGUGUGGUGUGUGUGUGUGUGUGUGUGUGUGUGUGUGUGUGUGUGUGUGUGUGUGUGUGUGUGUGUGUAUUAGAACUAUUUGAUUUUACCAGUGGAUUCUUACUGAGGACUAUUCGAGCCACACUGAAAAGAGAAAAACUCUAACAUUAUGAGAAAAAUGUCAUAAUAUGAGAAUAAUUUUUGGACGUUGCACGAAUAUAUUGCAGACUGCGAUAUUACGUUAAUUAAGCUUACGAUAAAAUGUUAUCAUAGGAUCAUCGGACAAUGAAAUUGUAAUGAGAAGCACGUUUUAAAGUUAAAGCAAAUGUAUUUAUACAGCGCAUUUGAUACACAAGGUGACUCGGUGUGCUUUACAUUAUUAAAACCAUUUAAAAGCUAAAAUUAAAACCAUUGGGAAAAAAACUGUACAAUUACAACAGUCUAAAGUGCAAGAAAUGUUUAAAAAUGGAAAUACGCUAAAAAGCAUGAGGAAAAACAUGGAUUUAAAAACAUUCACACUUUGUCACAUCUGUCUGCAACUUCUUUCGAUUUGUGUGCAGCAUAAAAGCUAAAUGCUGCUUCACCAUGUUUGCUUUGGACUCUGCGCUCCACUCUUUGACCUAGGUCUGUUGAUUUGAUAAACCCUACUGGUUUUAUAUUCUAUUAGCAUUUCUUUCAAGUAUUCUGGACCUAAACCAUUUAGUGAUUAAUAGACCAGUAUCAGAACUUUGAAAUCUCUUCUAAGGGUGACUGGAAACCAGUGUAAAGAUUUUAGAAUUGGAGUGAUAUGCUCUGACCUCUUUGUUUUGGUCACAACCGGAGCUGCAACAUUCAGAAAGACCUGCAGCUGUUUAACGGUCUUUUUGGGGAGCCCAGUCAAAAGACCAUUAAAGUAGUCAAGUCUUCAUGAGAUAAAAGUAUGGAUAAACGUCUCAUAGUCUGCUUGACACAUGUAAGCCUUCACUCUGGAUUAGGGGUCACCAACGCGGUGCCCCCGGGCAAAUGAUAGCCCGCGAGGACCAUAUAAGGCGCCCCCAAGGUAUGCUAUAAGAAUACCGUAGGCCACAAAUUUACUAUUAUUUGUGCUUUAAAUUCUGAAUCUGACUUGCUUAUGUGAAUUAAAAUUUAAAAUACCUGUAAUGUCAUUUACUAUAAUAAAUUAAAACAAAAAUAUUUUAUGUACGUCUAAUGAGCUGAGUCUGAAAUUUUCUGCAAACAGGUCAUGUACCCCUUCAUACGAUUGGUGUUCAUGAAGUAGCCCUCAGCCUCAAAAACGUUGCUGAGCCCUGCGCUAGAUAUAUUCGAUAGAUGGUAAAAGGCAGUUUUAGUAAUUGAUUUGAUAUGACUGUUGAAAGUCAAGAACAUCAAGGUUUUGGUUUUGGUCUUGUUUUUUAAGAUAGUGAGUCCAGGUGUUUACUAAGAGUCAUUCUCUUUUCUUUACCACCCAAAAUAAUUCUCAGUUUUGUUGUAGUUUGAUUGAAGAAAAAUUUGGGUCACCCGAUUAUCUGUUUUAUUGAAAUGUACCCAUCUGCAUCACAGCGUGUAAUCUCAGAUGAAAGCCCAUAUACGUUUGGCACAAUUUUUACACCGGAUGCCCUUCCUGACGCAACCCUUCUCAGGGAGUGGAGGCCCCAGUGGGAUACGAACCCACAACCCCUGGUUUACUAAACCAGUGCUCUAACCACUGAGCUACGGGGCCUCACUAUGAAUAUGAAUAUUUACAUGAAUAUCUAAUUUCUAGUAGCAAGAUGGGUCGAUCAAUUCAUCAGAUGAACUAUAUACUGAUGUAAGUUUAUGAAAAAGUUAUUGUCGGAGAAUUAAGUCAUAAGACUUAGUUGUUGUAAAGACAGAUCAACUAAAAAGUCGAUAUGACAAUGUCUCAAUGAUACACAAAUGAAAGAGUGACAAAAAUUUGUAAUGUGAAAAGAAUAAUGAUGAUGUGACUAAUAUUGUAGAAAAAUUAAGUUGACUUCCAGGAGGAAAAAACUCAAGGCAAAUAUAUUUAUUUCAAAAAUUUCACUCAAUGUGCUUUACUUGUUUUAAAGCAUUUAAAAACAAAAGAGUAUAAAACAUUUUGAAAAGUACAGGAAAAUAAAAGACCAGGGUAAAGAGCUCAGAACUCUAAUGGAUUUAUCGUCUAUUAGCCUUUCUUUAAUAUAUCCAGGACCACAACAUUGUAUUUUGUCAUUGAUAGACCAGUGACAGAUUUUCUGUAGUUGACUCCGAGCCAGUUUAGAGAUAUUAAAAUUGACUUAAUGCGCACUGAUCUCUUUCUUGUGGUUCGAAUCCAAGACAGAUGCUGGCCCGACCGUGCCAGUAAAAAAAAUCAUAAAUAAAUAUAAUGGAACCAAGCAAUGAAAUCAAUACAUUCUUGCUGAUAAAUUUGAUAGGUUCAGAAUAUUGUUUAAUAUUCAAUAUUUUGAGUUUUAUCCAAUUUUUAUUGUGCAUGACCCAUGAAGUUAGGUUAAAUCCCUCUCAAAUCCCAGAAAGGACAAAUCUGAACUUUGUCACGUUCCCAGCAAGUUAUCUUACUUCUUACUAUUUGCUUUUUAUCAAGGAGUGCGGAUAAACUGAGCGGCUGUACCGAUCGCCUCAUUCAGUGACGCGCGGUGACAUCGCUCACAUUCUUUUUGGCCACAGGGUCUGUACGCAUCACUAUUUCAUCCACAGGGACAUAUAAAUAUAUAAAUAUGACGUAUUAUUGUAAUUGUAUACUGUAUUCAUUUUAUUGGAAGUUUUUGACUUUGGCUUGAUGAAUAAACGUAGCACGAAUAAUGCACCAGACGGUCCAGCAGCAUCAUCCUCCCAAAUUGGAAAAAAAAAAAGAAAAAACUGCAGAAAGUAUAACAAUUAAUAUAAAGCAAAAAAAGAUUAUUUUUAGUCAUGGCUGCAGAAGUAUCUUGGAAUAAAAAAAAAAUCUCCCCUUUAAUCGAAACCCUGUGUGGAGGACAGACAAAUGAGUGAUCCCACGAGUGGACUGGUUGUGGGAAAGUCUUCCUCCAGGACCUGGAGACUUGAUUCCCAUUGAAGGUUCUCUCAGCACAUCAGUGAAAUCAAUAAAAGCUUAACCCUUUCCCUAUUGACACCUUUAAAACAGAUUACUGGCAUUUAAGAACUUCUCCAUUGUCACUUUUCAUCCUGAUACUUUGCACAUGGAUUCUUUACGAAACCGUUAUGUGGUUCAUUCAUGAAAGCUGUAAAAGAUGAAUGAUAGGAGUAAAAAAAAAAAAAAGUUGGUUAUUCCACUUAAUUACAAUCAUUCAUUUUAU